Messenger RNA from Letharia columbiana, 276 nucleotides. RefSeq lists its product as uncharacterized. Lineage: Eukaryota; Fungi; Ascomycota; Lecanoromycetes; Lecanorales; Parmeliaceae. The transcript is spliced from 2 exons. Bases 1 to 276 code for a protein of 91 amino acids. Gene Ontology annotation, molecular function: oxidoreductase activity, acting on the CH-OH group of donors, NAD or NADP as acceptor. The record is from RefSeq and is a predicted model, not a curated record.
AUGGGUGCGUUGUCAGGAAUGGGCAGGGGAAUUGCGUUGGCGCUGGCACGAGAGGGCGUUCACGUCGUCUGCUCCGACAUAAAAGAGGAAUGCGCACAGCACGGCUUCGAGGAAGACAAGCAUAUUCCAACACACACCGUCAUUGCAAACAAUGGGAAAACUUCUGCAUAUCAACAGUGUGAUAUGGGCAAUACCGCUGAGAAAUUUACCUUGAUCGAGUUGACUGUGAAGAAAUUUUCAAAGAUCGACAUAUUGAUCAACAACGCCGGCGUCUAG